AUGGGCGGAGGCGCGGCACCAACCAAAGAAACCAAAACUGUUAUCGUUCUUGGAGCCUCCUAUGGAGGUGCUCGUGCAGCCCAACUUCUGGCUGCUGAACUUCCAAAAGAGUGGAGAUUGAUACUUAUCGAUAGGAACUCGCACAUGAAUCAUGUAUACGUCAUGCCCAGAUUCGCAGUUCUUCCAGGGCACGAAUAUAAAGCGUUCAUUCCACUAACCAACGUCUUUCGCGACCAACCCCCAAACCCAAAGCACAUUAACCUCCAAGCUCACGUCACCUCCAUCCGACCAAGUUGCAUCUCCAUAACCCACCACGAUCUCACCAAGGAAACUAUCCCGUUCGACUACCUGAUAUACGCGCUCGGCUCGCACCUGCCCACGCCUCUCGACUUAUGGGGCUCCUCCUCAUCCUCUAUAUCCUCUAUUGAUGAAGCGCGGAAGAUCAGAGUCCUACACCCAAUGACGCCAACGGGGGUAAAGUACAACGGCCUCAAAGUCGAAGGUAUUGAAUGGAUGAAGGAGAAGCAGAGAAUAGUCGAAGAGGUGCCGAGUGUACUCAUCGUCGGGGGUGGUGCUUUGGGUAUACAAUUCGCGACGGACAUUAAAUCGGUGUACCCCUCCAAACAAGUCACGCUCCUUCAUUCUAGGAAACAGGUGUUGCCGAGGUUCGAUAUGGAGAUGCACUUAGAAGUGAUCAAGUCCAUGAAUGAACUAAACGUAGACGUCAUACUAGGCGAACGCCUCGACCUCGACUCUAUACCCUCCGAAGCGGAUUUAACAAAACCUACGAUCGUCCGUACCGUAACAGGGCGUGAAAUUUCCGCGGACUUGUUGCUGCUAUGCACAGGGCAAGUACCCAACACGUCAAUGCUCCAAACCAUGGACCCGGGCGUUAUAAACCCGGAUAAUAAGCUCGCGAGGGUGUUGAAGACCAUGCAAUUAUCCCGUCCUUCCACAACUUCAACUUCAAAGCCUCAGAAUGAUAAAUCCGAUUUGGAAGUAGUGUUGGGGAACUUGAAGAUCGGGAUUUCAACAAACGACAACACACCAGCCAAAGACGUGGUAGUACCCGAAGAAACGGUAGACUUAGAAAAACAUACCCCAUACCCACACAUAUUCGUCACUGGCGAUGCAGCAGACGCGUUUGGUGCGAUCCCUGCGGGGCAUAACGCUUAUGCUCAGACGGAGGUAGCUGCGCGGAACAUCAUUCGACUCAUCAACUCCGAGCCAAAGGAGAUACUAGAACUAGAGCGUUAUACACCCAAACCACCAGCUAUCAAAGUCUCCCUUGGUCUGAACAAAUUCGUAUACCAGAUAGGCGACAAAGUAGGAACGAUGGUUGGCGAUAACGCAGACCUGAACGUUGCCUCUAUGUGGCCACUUUUUGGGAUAACGGUUGAGAAGGAUGAGGAUAUGAGGGCGUGA
Messenger RNA from Laccaria bicolor S238N-H82, 1425 nucleotides. RefSeq lists its product as uncharacterized. The coding region runs from base 1 to 1425 and encodes 474 amino acids. Gene Ontology annotation, cellular component: cytoplasm. Lineage: Eukaryota; Fungi; Basidiomycota; Agaricomycetes; Agaricales; Hydnangiaceae. The transcript is spliced from 10 exons. The record is from RefSeq and is a predicted model, not a curated record. Gene Ontology annotation, molecular function: flavin adenine dinucleotide binding; electron-transferring-flavoprotein dehydrogenase activity.